AUGCAGCCUCCCAUUGUGACUUUUCGAUUCAAAGUAAAAAAGGUCUUCGACGUUAUUCGCGAAAUGCUCAUGAUCCGCAUGCUCGUCGUGGCGAUGGCGCCGCUUGCUUUGGCUGGCAAGGUCCAGUGGGCUGGUGCCAACCUGUUCGGACUUGCCAAUGAUGUCAGCAUCUUUGGCUCCGCGUACACUUCAUUUGUGAGCAGCAAAUGCGAACCAACUUUUGACAGCUACCCUUUCUUUGAUGACUUGUCUCAUUACGAGUCAUGGAAGAAGGAAGGCUUCAACCUAUUUCGCAUUGCGAUUGCUUGGCAGCAUGCCCAAAUUAAUCUCGGCGGUGCUCUCAACGAAACCAAUAUGCAGCACGUUGAUAAGCUCGUUGGGGCUAUCACUAGUGACGGCGGCAAGGCUAUCCUGGACAUUCACAAUUAUGCCAGAUGGUACUGUGGUAUAAUUGGGCAGCCCGGAAAUUCCUUCCAGAACCCUACGAUCAACGUCACGAAUGCGCACUUUACCGAUCUUUGGGUGAAGCUUGCAACAAGAUACCAGUCAAACCCGCACGUCAUAUUCCAGUUGAUGAACGAACCCCAUGAUCUUGAUAUCCUACAAUGGGGAGAGACAAACCAAGAAGCAAUCCUCGGCAUUCGAAAUGUAGCGCCUAACAACACCAUUCUAGUGUCUGGCACGCAGUUUGCGCGCCUCACUGACUGGAAAGCAUUUUCUAUGACUGGAAUUGGUCCUGGUCUCUUGAAUGAUCCUGCUGAAAAGCUCAUCUUUGAUUUCCACCAGUACUUUGACGGCAUCGGCGGUGCCUACGGGCUCUGCGAGCCUUGGAGUGGCUACUAUGAGGAUUUUCAGCAGGUCACCAACAUCCUGCGCAGGGCGGGAGCGCAGGGCAUGUUGACCGAAUUUGGAGGAGGUCCUUUCCAGCAGUGCGAGCAGACGUUGAGACACAUGCUCGCAUUUCUGGACCGCAACAGCGACGUCUGGCAUGGAUGGACCGCAUGGGGAAGCUUCAACAAGGGGUCCGACUUGUAUUUGAGUUUGGACAGGAAUUCGACAUUUUAUAAGAUGACUUCUGUCAUCAAACAAUUCGCGCCUCGCAGCAGCUCGCGAGAUCGCCGCUAG
Akanthomyces muscarius is the source of this 1125-nucleotide messenger RNA. RefSeq lists its product as uncharacterized. Gene Ontology annotation, biological process: glucan catabolic process. Gene Ontology annotation, molecular function: hydrolase activity, hydrolyzing O-glycosyl compounds. The transcript is spliced from 4 exons. Lineage: Eukaryota; Fungi; Ascomycota; Sordariomycetes; Hypocreales; Cordycipitaceae. The record is from RefSeq and is a predicted model, not a curated record. The coding region runs from base 1 to 1125 and encodes 374 amino acids.